Molecule: messenger RNA, 468 nt
Organism: Anopheles coustani
Lineage: Eukaryota; Metazoa; Arthropoda; Insecta; Diptera; Culicidae
Gene: Pburs
Product: partner of bursicon
Exons: 2
Coding region: 1-468 (155 amino acids)
Biological process (GO): G protein-coupled receptor signaling pathway
Cellular component (GO): bursicon neuropeptide hormone complex; extracellular region
Molecular function (GO): G protein-coupled receptor binding; neuropeptide hormone activity
Source: RefSeq, a predicted model, not a curated record
AUGAGCCACCGUUCCCUUGCAACGCUUACGACGGCGAACAGCGCCAGUGUGCUGUGUGGGGUAUUGCUUGUGCUGCCCGUGGCACUUCUUUCGGCCAGCUUUGUGUCCGCCCAGCACAACCAGGCUGACGAGACGUGUGAAACGCUACCGUCGGAGAUACAUCUCAUCAAAGAGGAAUACGACGAGCUGGGGCGGCUGUACCGGACCUGUAACGGCGAUGUCACGGUGAACAAAUGCGAGGGCAAGUGCAACAGUCAGGUGCAACCGUCGGUCAUCACGGCGACCGGUUUCCUGAAGGAGUGCUAUUGCUGCCGGGAGUCGUUCCUCCGCGAACGGCAGCUCCAACUCACGCAUUGCUAUGACCCGGACGGCGUGCGUAUGACCGACCACGAGUCGGCCACGAUGGAGAUCCGGCUGAAAGAACCAGUGGACUGCAAGUGCUUCAAGUGUGGUGAGAUGGUUCGUUAA